Molecule: messenger RNA, 1128 nt
Organism: Papilio xuthus (Asian swallowtail)
Lineage: Eukaryota; Metazoa; Arthropoda; Insecta; Lepidoptera; Papilionidae
Source: RefSeq, a predicted model, not a curated record
AAUAGCAACUGUUGAUUGUAGUUUUGAUAUAAAAACAAAAUAAACUUUGCAUCUAACAUUAGUUUCAUUUACUGACGAAGGUGGGAGGAAGCCAGUUUUGUUGUUGGUAUUUUUAAAUUGUUUUAUAAAAUAAUUACAAUCAAGUUACUGGUGGAUUAUACAAAAAUGAACUGGAACUCAGAUCUGUCCCGUGAUGAAGAGAAGCUACUUCGAGUGUCUUUACAAGAUGUGCAUGUAUUCCUCAAGAAAUAUAACGUGACGGAAAAGCAAUUGCAAGAAAUUAUUGCUUCGAUUCAAGAUUGGUAUGAAAAACAACCGCAUCUACCUAAAAUUAAAUUAGAUGAUAGAGUAAUGUUUCGACUUUUAGUCUCGACAAAAUUUCGCAUUGAAAAGGUUAAAGAUAAAAUAGAUGCAUCUAUAUCAGCUAAACAUAAAAUGCCUGAAUUCUUACUAAAUAGAGAUCCUUUAUCCCCAAUUACCGAUGAAUAUUUGAGAUAUGGUUUCUUCGCCGUAUUACCAAACAAGACACCAGAUAAUCACCGUGUUGCGAUAUUCAGAAUAAAAUCGCCUCGUGAGUUCGUUGUAAUCGAAAUUAUUAAAAUAGCUUUUAUGAUACUAGAUUAUAUCAGACAUAACGAUUUAAAUAUGGGCCAGCAAUAUGUUUAUGAUCUUACCAAUGUAAGAUUCAGCAACACAGUGCAGAUGACUCCGCCAGUUGUUACAAAAAUGUUGUAUUAUAUAUUUUAUUGUCAUGGAGCUAAACUUAAAGGGAUACAUUUAAUAAAUAUGCCAUCUUUCGCUAUACCGAUACUUAAUUUGAUAAAAAAAUUAUUAAAACCCAAAAUUGCUGAAAGAAUUAAAAUACAUUCGAAGCCCGAAGAUAUUGCUAAUGUAUUCCCUAAAAGUAUGUUACCUAAAGAAUAUGGAGGGGAUGAGUUUAGUUUCGAUGAAGUCACAGAGGAGUGGAGAAAAAUGUUUCAAUCUGACGCCUGGCGACAAUAUUUUAUUGACCAAGACAAAGUCAUAAGCGACGAAUCCAGGCGAACAAGAGUUUUAAGUUGUGAUGAAUUCUUUGGAUGUGACGGUUCAUUUAGAAAACUUGAAUUCGAUUAAAAAGAGUGAUGGAUA